AACAAAGGAAGUCAAUUGCUAUUGGCUUUAUUUGGAAUGGCUAGCGAAGCCCACCAAGACUCAAUAAAUAGUUGACGAGUUUGAUCUAAGUAUGCAACUCUCGCAAAAACCCUCUCCCACUCUCGCACUCUUCUCUCUCCCUCUCUCGCACUCUUCCUUUUCUUAACUCUAAUCAUUCUCUCUCUUCGACGAAUACCAGUUCGAUGGUCAACGAGGUCUGAGCGUGACAAGCAAUCCUCUUCCCAGAACUCUCCAGCGAUCCAACAAAAUUCAGUAAAGAAUCAGUUGUUCGUGACCUGAAAAAAUGGCAUCGAAUGGAACAGUAAAAUGUCCAGCACCGAUGAAGGCGACUUCUAAUGGAGUCUUCCAAGGAGACGAUCCUCUCGACUUUGCGCUGCCUCUGCUGAUACUGCAGAUAUGCCUCGUGGUCGUGCUCACCAGAGUGCUCGCCUAUCUCCUCAGGCCGUUGAGACAACCACGUGUCAUUGCGGAGAUUAUUGGUGGAAUAAUACUAGGUCCAUCUGUUUUAGGCCGCAAUGAGAAGUAUCUCCACACCAUUUUCCCAGCAAGGAGCCUCACAGUCUUGGACACCGUUGCUAAUCUCGGCCUCCUCUUCUUCCUCUUCCUCGUUGGCCUCGAAAUCGACCCAGCAUCUCUCCGUAGGACCGGAAAGGCCGCCCUAAGCAUUGCCCUCGCUGGAAUCACCCUCCCAUUCGCCUUAGGAAUCGGGACCUCGUUCGUGUUCAGGGCCACUAUCUCCACAGGCGUAAGCCAGGCCCCGUUUCUCGUAUUCAUGGGAGUUGCCCUCUCCAUCACCGCCUUCCCGGUGCUGGCGCGCAUCCUGGCCGAGCUGAAGCUGCUAACCACCGACGUUGGCCGUAUGGCCAUGUCCGCUGCUGCUGUCAACGACGUGGCUGCUUGGGUCCUGCUUGCUCUGGCUAUCGCCUUAUCCGGCACGGACCAUUCUCCCCUUGUGGCGGUGUGGGUAUUCCUCUGUGGCUCGGGUUUUAUAAUCCUUUGCAUAUUUGUUGGCCCACCUAUUUUCAAAUGGAUGUCACACCGCUGCCCUGAGGGCCAUCAAGUAGAUGAAAUAUACAUAUGUGCCACAUUAGCUGCUGUUUUGGCCGCCGGUUUUGUUACUGAUGCUAUAGGAAUCCAUGCGCUCUUCGGGGCUUUUGUCCUUGGAGUUCUCGUCCCUAAACACGGAGCCUUCACCGGUGCCCUGGUCGAGAAAGUUGAGGACCUCGUCUCUGGUCUGUUCCUUCCUCUGUAUUUCGUCUCAAGUGGCCUCAAGACGAAUGUGGCCACCAUUCAGGGGGCUAAUUCGUGGGGUCUUCUUGUGUUAGUCAUAAUCACGGCGUGUUCUGGGAAGAUAGCUGGAACAGUUCUGGUCUCUCUUUUCUGUAAGAUCCCUUUCAAAGAGGCUCUCACACUUGGUUUCCUAAUGAACACAAAAGGUCUGGUGGAGCUCAUCGUGCUCAACAUAGGGAAAGACAGGGGAGUGUUGAACGAUCAAACAUUUGCUAUUAUGGUUUUGAUGGCGUUGUUCACAACGUUCAUGACGACGCCGAUCGUUGUGAGGAUAUACAAGCCUGCUCGGUUGGCGGCGGCUGUGGUGGAGUACAAGCGGAGGAGCAUACAGAAGAAGGAGGAGGCUUCGAAUGCGGAGCUCCGCCUCCUCGUCUGCUUCCACAGCACCAGGAACAUAGCGUCGCUGAUCAACCUGAUGGAGGCGUCACGUGGCAUGGGGAACCGGCGCGGGCUCCGCGUCUACGCCAUGCACAUGAUGGAGCUGUCGGAGAGAUCCUCUGCGAUAGUGAUGGCGCACAAGGCAAGGAACAACGGCAUGCCGUUCUGGAACCGGAAACGCAGCUCCGACCCCAAUCACAUUGUCGUCGCUUUCGAGGCCUUCGAGCAUCUCAGCCAGGUCUCGGUCCGGCCGGCCACCGCGAUCUCGGCCAUGUCGAGCAUGCACGUCGACAUCUGCAACGGCGCCGCGAAGAAGAGGGCGGCGAUGAUCGUGCUGCCGUUCCACAAGCAUCAGCGGCUCGACGGCCGGCUCGAGACGAUCCGGUACGAUUUUAGGCUGGUGAACCGGAGGGUCCUCGAGCACGCGCCCUGCUCCGUUGCUAUCUUCGUCGACCGGGGCCUGGGCGGGACGGCGUAUGUGGCCACGAGCAACGUGAACUACGCCGUCACGGCCUUCUUCUUCGGGGGCCCUGAUGACCGUGAGGCUCUCUCCUACGGGGCCCUCAUGGCGGAGCACCCCGGCAUAGCCUUCAACGUCGUUCGUUUCCUUGUGGACCCCUCCCUCGCUGGUGAGGAUAUCCAGUUAGGCAUUGAUGAUAAUCAAAGUAGCACACCAGAAGAUCGAUCGAAGGAUGAGGAGUUUCUUGCGGAUUUGAAAGAGAAAGUGGCGAAGAAUGGAUCCAUCAGAUUGCAAGAGGUCGUGGUGAGCAAUGCGGCGGAGGCAGUCGAAGCAAUGCGUGCGCACGACCGUUGCAAUCUGUUUGUGGUGGGAAGAAUGUCGGAGGGGCAGUUAGCUGCGGCUCUUAAGAGCCAUAGCGACUGCCCUGAGCUUGGACCGGUCGGAAACUUGCUGAUUUCGUCGGAAUUUUCGACGAAACCGUCGGUGUUGGUGGUGCAGCAGUAUCGCGCGCAGCUGACUGGGGACUCGCUUAAUUCGCUUAGGAUAGAAGAUGUAGCAGAGGAGUCGGAUUCACAGUAAUUUUGCUAUGUGACUUAUCUUUCUCUGGUAUGCAUAAAUGUCGUCGAAUUACUAUUCUUGGUUUGGAUGAUCUACUACGAUAAUGGAGUUGCAACAUGCAUGAAGGGAAUAAACUAUGAGCUAGUUAGAUUUUGCUCUGUUUUGAUUUUCAAGAUAUGAUAAGCUUGCAAAUGAUAUUCAUGUUGGAUUACCAUGUUUCCAUUUGGUUCUAAGAGAAAAGAGAAGGAAUAGAUAGCGGUGAAAUGGUGAUUUGAAUAUAGGAAUGUCAAUCGGUCCAACUCAUUCAUUAUUGUAUCAGUUUUUUUUUUUUUUUUUU
Messenger RNA from Salvia miltiorrhiza (redroot sage), 3044 nucleotides. RefSeq names its product cation/H(+) antiporter 18-like. Gene Ontology annotation, molecular function: antiporter activity. Gene Ontology annotation, biological process: regulation of pH; proton transmembrane transport. Lineage: Eukaryota; Viridiplantae; Streptophyta; Magnoliopsida; Lamiales; Lamiaceae. The transcript is spliced from 3 exons. Bases 305 to 2728 code for a protein of 807 amino acids. The record is from RefSeq and is a predicted model, not a curated record. Gene Ontology annotation, cellular component: membrane; endomembrane system.